AUGUCUGCCUCCAUCCCAUCUACAUUCAAAGGUUUCGCCGUGUCCUCGGCCGACAAAUGGAACCAGCCCAAGUUGGUCUCCUUCGAGCCUAAGAAGGUGUCCCCCAAAGACGUCGUGAUCAAGAACAUCUGCUGUGGUCUUUGUGGCACUGACGUGCACACGGUCAGAGAGAGCUGGGGCCCCUUGAACAGAAAGGACGCCGUGGUGGGUCACGAGAUCAUCGGUAACGUGAUUGCCGUGGGUGACGAAGUCAAGAGCAUCAAGGUGGGCGACAGAAUCGGAAUCGGCGCCGCCUCCAACGCCUGUGGCGAGUGCUCCAGAUGCCAGUCCAACAACGAGCAGUACUGUACGCAGGGUGUCGGCACUUACAACGCCGUUGACACGUUGGCCGACAACUACGUGACGCAAGGUGGCUACUCGUCACACUCCAUUGCCAACGAGAAGUUCUGUUUCCCCAUCCCAGAAAACAUGUCGUCGGUGGUUGCUGCGCCAUUGAUGUGUGCCGGUUUGACCGUGUACUCGCCCUUGGUGAGAAACAUCUCCAACAUCGAGAAGCCCGUGGUGGCCAUCAUUGGUAUUGGUGGCUUGGGCCACUUGGCGCUCCAGUUCGCCAAGGCCUUGGGUGCCGAGGUUUACGCCUUCUCCAGAGGCUCAUCCAAGAAGAAGGAGGCGCUUUCUUUCGGUGCCGACGGCUUCAUUGCCACGCAGGAGGAAGAGGACUGGGAAAAGAAGUACCACAACAAGUUCCACUUGAUCUUGAACUGUGCCUCCGGAGUGGACGACUUCUCCUUGGACAAGUACUUGCUGACCAUGGUGGUGGACGGCAGAUUCGUCAGUGUGGGCUUGCCGCCAGCCGGCGACACUUUGUCUGUGCACCCAUUCACGUUUGUGCGUAACGCCACGUCCUUCGGUGCGUCUCUUUUGGGCUCCAAGGUCGAGGCCGAGGAGAUGUUGAAGUUGGCUGCCGAGAAGGGCAUUGCGCCAAUGAUCGAGGAGGUGCCAAUCAACGAGAAGAGCUGCGGCGAGGCAUUGACCAGAUGUGAGGAGGGUGACGUGAGAUACAGAUUCGUGUUCACCAACUUCGACGAGGCCUUUGCUUAA
This is a messenger RNA of Metschnikowia bicuspidata var. bicuspidata NRRL YB-4993, 1101 nucleotides long. Its product is annotated as NADP-dependent alcohol dehydrogenase. The transcript has a single exon. The record is from RefSeq and is a predicted model, not a curated record. The coding region runs from base 1 to 1101 and encodes 366 amino acids. Gene Ontology annotation, molecular function: zinc ion binding; alcohol dehydrogenase (NADP+) activity. Gene Ontology annotation, biological process: alcohol metabolic process. NCBI's taxonomy places the organism in Eukaryota, Fungi, Ascomycota, Pichiomycetes, Serinales, Metschnikowiaceae.